This is a messenger RNA of Fusarium pseudograminearum CS3096, 813 nucleotides long. RefSeq lists its product as uncharacterized. The record is from RefSeq and is a predicted model, not a curated record. Gene Ontology annotation, molecular function: oxidoreductase activity, acting on the CH-OH group of donors, NAD or NADP as acceptor. Bases 1 to 813 code for a protein of 270 amino acids. NCBI's taxonomy places the organism in Eukaryota, Fungi, Ascomycota, Sordariomycetes, Hypocreales, Nectriaceae. The transcript has 4 exons.
AUGUCCUUCAGCCUCCGCGGUAAACACUGCGUCAUUACCGGAGCCACCGGCGCAAUCGGUUCCCGUAUAGCGAUUGCGUUUGCCCAACGUGGCUCCGUCGUCACCCUCCUCAGCCGAUCUGCACCAGAUGCCCGGCUCAGCCUCGAACACCAACUCACUCCGUAUAAGCCGGAGCAGGACCGCAAAGACAUGGGCGACGAGUUCCCAGAGGCGCACCGUUUUAUGCGCCUAGACGCUACCAAACCUUCCACGUUCAAGGGUUUCUUUGGUUCCUCUGUUGGUCCUGUUGAUGUCCUCGUUAACUGUGCUGGCGUUAGCCAGACUUCGUUCAUCAAGAGGACUUCUGACGAGGAUAUUCAAAAUAUUCUCAACACAAACCUUCAGUCUGCAAUUCUUGCUUCCAAAUACGCCAAGAUGAACCCACAUGGAUGCAUCAUCAAUGUCUCGAGUCUUAUGGCUAACAAAAAUGGAGCUGGUGCUUCAGUGUAUGCCGCAUCAAAGGCUGGCCUGGUCGCUUUCACCCGUGCCCUAGCUACCGAGUAUAGUCCUCGCUCCAUUCGCGUCAACGCCUUGCUACCUGGUUGGAUAGCUAGUCCAAUGCGCCUGUCGCCCAUGUGGGAGGAGAGCAAUGUUAAUGUACAACCCCCUGUUCUAGAUCUAAAGCCUGAUAUUCAGCAACAAUACCUCAAGGACUGUCCCCUGCGCCGUGUAGGACAACCUGAAGAAGUGGCGGACGCUGCUGUCUUCCUGGCGACGAAUCGUUUCGCAAACAACUGCGUUCUGAACCUCGAUGGUGGUUUGAGCGCUGUGUAG